GCACAACMAUUCUCUGGCACYGAGGAUCCUGAGGCAGGAUCCCUCMCCUACUGACAGACCCUAGAACAAGUGGGCACAGCCAGGAGGGGGCCCCUGGGGUGCAUCUCACACCCUUCCCCAGACACAGAAGCAGGCACUGGGCAGCACUCGGUCCUGGUGUGCUUUGGGCUGGGUCUCACACAAGGCUGCAUUCGUCUGGGACUGGGCAACUGGGYGGGGACAGAGCCAGCACUGUCACUUAACCUGGGCAUAAGCUGCUCUUGUGUAACCUGCGGCAUAAAGCUGGAGUGGGCAGGAGUGCUGCAAGCAGUGAGGGCUGUGAAAGUGGGUGCAGCCUCUCCUGCCCACCUCCACCCUGGGACAAGGAUGACAGCAGCACUGCCCAGCCUGGUGCUGGCCCUGCUCUGCCUGCUGUGGGCUGGGGCCCAGGUCCUCAUGCUGCUGGACUUGGGCACCGAGAAGAUAACAGCACAGAAUGUGACCUGGCACAUCCUGCCUGGGGUGGAGGGGCUGCCUGGGGCAGAGGGCCUGUGCUGCACCCCCAGGUACCGGCCAGACCCAUCCCUGAGCCAUCUCCAGGAGAGCCUGUGCAGAGYGGUGGGGAUGUGGCAUGUCACAGCCACCACUUCCAACUGCUCCAUCUUCUGGAAGAGGAAGGAUGGGAUGAAGUCAUCCCUGGCCAUCAUCAGCUUCACGUCAGAGGGGGACCUGGCCAUGAAGCUGGUCUGGCCUCUGCUGGGCAAAUGCCAAAAGUUUGAGCUGCUCUUCCAGCAGAGUGGGCAGACAGGGCACCACAUAGGUGUGUGUGGGCAGGAGACUUGGAGCCAUGAGUACCCUGAAACAGGCAACCCUGGGCAUCCCCAGUGCCCUGUGCCUGGAGAGCAGAGGGAGGUGGGCUUGGCCCCUCUGCCUCUGCAGCUCAGUGAGAGGUUGUGGGCGGGUGGGCACCUGGCUCUUCCACAUCACACACUCACACUCACACACAUUCCACACCACACCCCUCCUCAUAUCCCCCUCAAGCUGAACCAGAGCCCCCCCACACCCUUCCCUGGGGUCCAGCAGCUGCCMCGCAGCAGUUGCACCUCCAGUGUGGGGCUGACUGCCGGGAUUCCUUGCACUCACCAGCCCCCACUUUGGCUGUGUGAGAAGGGCAUGAGCCCCCAGCUCCUGCAGAAGUUCAUGGAGCUCAUCCCCCCCAUGGGCCUGACUGAGGACAUGCUGGCCAAGCUGCCCAAGUCAGAUCAAUGCACCAGGGCCAUCAGGUGAUUGUAGCUGGAGGAAGAUGUGAYUCCCUUCCAGCAUGGCCUGGGCUGAGCAGCCCCUCAGGAAUCCCCUGCCUACCUCRGGGCGCUAYGUUGUYGCAGAAGG
Molecule: messenger RNA, 1368 nt
Organism: Malurus melanocephalus (red-backed fairy wren)
Lineage: Eukaryota; Metazoa; Chordata; Aves; Passeriformes; Maluridae
Exons: 6
Coding region: 367-1266 (299 amino acids)
Source: RefSeq, a predicted model, not a curated record